Molecule: messenger RNA, 1350 nt
Organism: Tachysurus fulvidraco (yellow catfish)
Lineage: Eukaryota; Metazoa; Chordata; Actinopteri; Siluriformes; Bagridae
Gene: hexa
Product: hexosaminidase A (alpha polypeptide)
Exons: 10
Coding region: 17-1147 (376 amino acids)
Biological process (GO): glycosaminoglycan metabolic process; carbohydrate metabolic process; ganglioside catabolic process
Cellular component (GO): membrane
Molecular function (GO): beta-N-acetylhexosaminidase activity
Source: RefSeq, a predicted model, not a curated record
UUACCUUUAUUCUUUCAUGCAGUAUUUUGUCAAUAAAACAGAAAUUGAGGACUUCCCACGGUUUUCGUUUAGAGGGCUUUUGCUAGACACGUCCAGGCACUAUUUACCAGUACAUGCUAUACUGAAGACUCUGGAUGCCAUGGCUUAUAAUAAAUUUAAUGUUUUUCACUGGCACAUUGUGGAUGAUCCUUCUUUCCCUUACCAGAGCCACACAUAUCCUGAUUUGAGCAACAAGGGAGCCUUUCACCCUGUGACUCACAUUUACACACAGUCAGACGUGAGAAAGGUAAUCACUCAUGCAAGGGUUCGAGGAAUCAGGGUGGUGCCAGAGUUUGAUUCUCCUGGACACACUCAAUCUUGGGGUAAAGGGCAGCCAGACCUGCUGACGCCUUGCUAUAAGAGAGCUAUUCCCUCUGGAACAUUCGGCCCCAUCAACCCAACUUUAAGCUCCAGUUACCAGUUCAUGAACAGCCUCUUUAAAGAGGUAACCUCAGUAUUUCCUGACUCCUUUGUUCACCUCGGGGGCGAUGAGGUUGACUUCAAGUGCUGGAAAUCAAAUCCUAAUGUGCAGGCAUUUAUGGCGAAGAUGGGCUUUGGGCAUGAUUAUAGCAAACUGGAAUCUUUUUACAUGGAAAGUAUUAUGAACAUCACUGCUGCCUUUAACAAGACCUCCAUUGUUUGGCAGGAUGUUUUCGAUCACAACAAGUCAGUAAGUUCCCCAUAUGUGGUGGAGGUGUGGAAAAGAGGAUGUUACCUAUGUAAGGUGCGCCAGGUGGCUAAGGCUGGACUGAAGGUCAUCUUAGCAGCUCCAUUCUAUCUGGACCUGCCUGGACCCACACACAACUGGGUUCGCUACUACACUGUGCGCCCUCUUUCUUUUAAAGGCACAGAGCAGCAGAAGAAGCUGGUGAUUGGUGGUGAGGUCUGCAUGUGGGGAGAAUAUGUGGAUGCAACCAACCUCAGUCAACGGCUAUGGCCUAGAGCAAGUGCAGCUGCUGAGAGGUUAUGGAGUAAUGAAGAGCAGACGUCUAGUGUGGAUAAGGCCAUUCCUCGCCUACAGGACUUCCGCUGUAAAAUGAUACGGCGUGGCAUUCAAGCAGAACCUCUGUUUAUAGGCCACUGCAGACAAGAGUAUAGUGGUCUAUAGAAUACCUGGAUCAUGGCAGAAGCAUAAGAAAAUGUUAUACAUAGGGACUUUGCUUGUUUUAUCCUAAAGAGUAGUGAAUUUAUUCAUCAAAAUGAUUUAACUGAGGAGAAGAAAUGUAUCAUGGCUUCAUAGAACAGCAGUGGAAAUUAAUUUAUUUAUCUUAAUUUAAACUCAUGACUGUUUUGUAGAAUGAAGACUUUUUG